AUGAGAAUCAGCGCUCUCGUCCUCGCCCUUCUCCCGGCCUCCAUGGCCGCGGAGUGCACUCGUUACUGCGGCUGCGCGGGCUGCGGUGUCGUUUCCAGUGUCUCCUUUGUCCAGAGCGGUAGCACCUGGACUGCCACGGCCCCGAAUUGGGGCACCGCCGUCCUGAACGACGACGACAAUACCAUCACUGUGACCAACACUGGCAGCAAGUGGGCUUCCUUCAAUCUCUAUGGCGCCUCGUGCAUCACCCUUGAGGCUGGCGACACCUGCACUAGCACCCGCUUGAGUACCGAGGUGCCCAGCAGGGGCCUGAUGGUAUGGACUACUUAA
Clonostachys solani is the source of this 330-nucleotide messenger RNA. The record is from the annotation of a GenBank genome assembly. NCBI's taxonomy places the organism in Eukaryota, Fungi, Ascomycota, Sordariomycetes, Hypocreales, Bionectriaceae.